AUGUAUUUCCCGCGUCACCAACAUGAAAAAGAGCCCCGGGGUAGGUUCAAUCCACAGGCAUUGGAUUGGCUUCCGGGUAUGGUACAAAUGGCCACAUUACCCCCUGCGCCCGUUGCCACGUACCCGCAACAUUUCCCUUCCGUGCAUUAUAACAAUAUGACUGACGGCCCUGCAACUCUUCCUUGUUUCCCAGACUUAUUUCGAGAUUGGUUGCAUGGUGGUGUGAUGUUCCCUCCAUUUCCUUUCGCUGGUGGGCCUUCUGAUGGAGCAUAUUACCCGACGGGACCCCAGCACCCUCAAUUAUGUCCACAGAGUGCAGAAGGCUGGAUGGAAGCUGAACAACGUUACUACAAAUACUUUCAUCCGUUUUGGUGUGCAUAUCAACGGUUUUUGAGGGAUUGUUAUACACGACCUGUGACGAACGAUUUAUACUCUGCAGUUCCCACGAGUCACCAAACCCAACCACCAGCGGUGGCAACAGCAGAUAUCGCCACGUUUACCCGUGAAGGGACCCCAUGGACGCAAAAUUGGGGGUGUGACGCCCAGCACAAAGAGAAUACGGUUUCCAACAAGUGUGACAGCUGCGUGAAGUUAGCAGCCCCCACACAUGCCGGAGGUGAGGUGUUACCUGGGGAUUGCGAGACCACUGCAGGCGAGUGGAGGGAAAUUUCGUCUCUUGCACUCUCCUCGUGCUUGUUGUGUGGCGACACGGGCCAUCGUUACACCGCAUGCCGCUUUUUUGACGGGAAGACAUUAUGCUUGGUACACAUCGCCGACUCAUACAUCUACGCGAUGCACCACAAGAACUGGGUUGAGAAGGCAACGUUGCUAGACGUGUGUUCCUUUGUCCACGUGGCCGUAGGCAUCUUGCCAAAGAACUUGUUGUUGUACAUUGGCGAUCACGUACUUGACGUUACGUCUUACGAGACUGACGCUCGUUGCUGUGACUUGGAUCUUCUUCCCGGUGCGGUGGUUGGUGUUGCCACUCGGCAUGAGGCUGUCCCGGAGAUGGAAAGCAAGGGACCUGCAGAACAAUUCUCUGAGCCACGUGUUGAAGAUCAAUGUUUGAAGGUCUCGCCUAUAUCAAAGGCCUCGGCAUCGUCUACCUCACUCCACACAUCGGAAACGCAGGAAGGGCUCCUUGGGCGCAACGAGAGCCGAGAGGGAGACAACAAUGAGUCACCAGGUGUUGACGAUAUUGAAGCAGACAGAAGGAAGGCGGAUGCAGUGAGGCAGCGGCAGAGUCCUGUUGCUGCGCCAUAUUUAGGCACUACAGAUGGUGAUUUAAACUCCACUCAAACACGGGCACAACAGCAAACUGCGAGCAUCCCCACUUGUGACCGGCCAGAACCGCAAGGAGGGUUGGAAGGAAAGGCAUGUGACGAAAUAGAGAGUCACAAUGACAUUGUAGACUCCGCGCAAGGAGAAGAGGUAAGUGACGCUCCCGUGGAGAGUAACGGCAAGACAGAGAGCGAUGGACGCCGUCGCCGAACGGUUCACGUGAGGUUCAUACCAGUGUCCAUGGCAUUUUCUGACAUCCGGGCUCUUCUCUGGUCAUGUGGAGAGGUCUACAAGGUCCGACUUGUGAAGCCAAAAACGACCCCGAACCCUGAUAAGAUGUUUUAUGUUUGUUUCGUUGAGUACGCUGAGGAGCAGGCAGCCCUGAAAAUGUUGGAGAUGCAUGGUCACCGUAUCGCCGCAUCUUUUCACCUCGCGGUAGAAAUCAGCAAACACGCCAUUCUUGGGGGCUAUGUGACAGACCGUGACGUGGGUACUGGUAAACCCUGCACAUUUGGGCUAACUGACACUGAGCGCUGGGCUAUAGAGCAGCGCCACAAACGUCCCGGAGCUGGUUCUGCUGGUAGCGGUAACGGUGAAUGUGCUGAGGAAGGGGGCUAUGAAGGCGAAGGAAAAGGAGGAAGGCGGUGUCGUCGCGGUGGCCGAAAACAUCGAGGUAGAGCUCGCCAAUCUACCCCUACUUCAGGGGAAACUCCCAAUGGUUUGGGUGAGGCGGGGAAACAAUGUACCGGCGGACCCUAUUCACUGCAAAUCGUUGCUGAAGACUCGAAACGGAAGAGCUGUCGCGGCAGCCACCGCAUUACCGAUGCGAAAAGUGGAAAUGGAACUACCGGUGCGGUGGGUGAGUUACCACAAACCACGCUGGCAAACUCUGAUUUAAGCACUAAACCAAUACAGUCUACGGUGUCAACGCCUCGUGAGGUGGUGGGGCAUAUCUCAGUGACUGCGGAGGAAAGUAAGCUUCUCGAGCAUCUCCGCAACGCUACCAUAUCGUACCUCCGGUGCCCUUCCAAACGAAGCUUUUACGAGGUACUCACUGUGCUUGAAGACGUUAAGUUGUGUUCCCCUUCCCCUCUGUGCUGCCUCCACCUCACCAAAGCUGAGGUGGCGCUGCUUUUCCUUCACAGGUCUUCGGGGUUUGUGGAAGCGGCCGCAACGGCUGCCAAUGGAGCGGUGCGCGCAGGGGAGGAACUGUCGCAUCUGAUGGCGAGAGAUGCGAGCAGCCAAGACCACAUCGGUGCUUCGUGGAGUUCCUUCUUCACCGCAUCUCAUCCAUCCCUCUGUGGCCACUGGAAAAAUUGGCGAGACAUGGUGUACGGUGAUGAAGAGGAAAGUGGUGAGGGAUCGCGAAAUACCAAGUCAGAUGGAGGCACAGCAACCGCAUCAUAUCCGCGAGUCGGCAGAGUGUUGUGUUUCGUUGAGAGCCUCCUCCACAUUGCGUUGUUGUGUGACAGCCUCUUAAUGCAUGAGCUGGAGAAGGACUGCGAAGGGAAAUUUGUCAUGCGAAACAUUGAUGCAGAUUCACCAGGGGUCGGAAAAGUUAUGUGGAAACUUGUUUGUUGUAUCCGUCGCCUCCUCCAGAGGCUCCGAGCAUUUGCUACAGAAAGUGAUGGAAGCGGGCGGGAGGAUCGGACAGUUUUGUCACCGCGGUGGCUCACCACUGUUGCCCGCGUUUUGGUGCUUCUUCCUUCAGAAGCUGAGUGGCACGUGGGAAACCUACUUGACGCAUUUGUUCCUUGCGCGUCGGACUUGCCGGUCGCAAUUUUGGAAGAUUUAGCGGGUAUUCGGUUGUUCUAA
Trypanosoma brucei brucei TREU927 is the source of this 3096-nucleotide messenger RNA. RefSeq lists its product as uncharacterized. The transcript has a single exon. NCBI's taxonomy places the organism in Eukaryota, Euglenozoa, Kinetoplastea, Trypanosomatida, Trypanosomatidae. Gene Ontology annotation, molecular function: RNA binding. The record is from RefSeq and is a predicted model, not a curated record. The coding region runs from base 1 to 3096 and encodes 1031 amino acids.